This is a messenger RNA of Orbicella faveolata, 2442 nucleotides long. RefSeq lists its product as uncharacterized. Gene Ontology annotation, biological process: neuron projection development; cytoplasmic microtubule organization; negative regulation of microtubule depolymerization. Lineage: Eukaryota; Metazoa; Cnidaria; Anthozoa; Scleractinia; Merulinidae. Gene Ontology annotation, molecular function: spectrin binding; microtubule minus-end binding; calmodulin binding. The record is from RefSeq and is a predicted model, not a curated record. Gene Ontology annotation, cellular component: microtubule minus-end.
CACAGACUCAAAGGUUUAUCGGUGAAAAAAAAGUUGUAUAAAGUAAUUUUGUUUCUUUUUAUCGUAACUCCUACUGCGCCAUGUCUAAGGGAUUUCCAGUCCAGUACCAGCCAACAAGCCAGGAUUGCGUGACAGUUAGUCAUGCGUUAUAUGGCACUGCGUAGCGUGACACAGACAAAUAUAUUUACUGACGUGGUUUUGUGUUUUAGGUGAAAUCGACGAAACGCCAGAUGAAGUUGAAGACGAAAAGGUAGUGACGUCACAGAUUGCUUACCUGCAAAUGCAGCUUGAAGAGAAACGGCGUCACAUCGAGGCUGAAAAAUACCGUGCUCAAGCCGAGUGGGAAGAUCAGCGAAGGAGACUGGGGCAGACUGCGUUUUGGUAUGUCAUUGGAAAAGCUCAAGGGAAUCAGAAUGUCCGAGAAGGAACUGGGUCUGAGGCGGUGCACGUGGACAGGGUUCCCCACGAUAAACCGAGAAAACCUUUGGCCGAGUUUCCUAAUCAACCCUCUCCACCCAUCGCUUGGUCGUCUCCAGCUAACUCUCCACUUCCUGCGUCCGUCUCUAAACCCAGUCCUUCCGGUGAACCGCAGUUUGAAACACGUGAAUUUCGCCUUUCUGAUUACCCACCUGGUGAAGAUCUGGACUUUAAUCAGGAUGUAAUGCGCCCGUCAUCCCAACCAGCGGUCGAAGUGAGUUCCACGCCCACGCCAGUCCCACCACGCCCGUCUUCGCACGAUCCAGCGGCUUCCCGCCACACGGCACCCGCGCGGAAGUGUUGGAAUGUGGACGUUGCUCAAGUACCGACACCACCCCCGUUGGUGUAUCCGGACACAGCCUCUAUGAGUAGCGAUACCAAGCAAGAACGCAACGUCGUUCACCCUCCUGGGGGUGGUACAGCGGAAAUUGAGGUGGAGAUUCACACCCCUAGUAAGAAAGGAUUGGCAAUGUUUAUUGGUGAUGACGCACAACCUACAACACAGGGCUUGACUCCAGAACAAGAACGCAAGCGAGAGAAAUUUAUGAGACUAAGGCAGAAAAAACAAGAAGAGGAUAGAACUAGAAAAGAAGCAGAGAUGGAGAAAAAGAGAAGGAGAGAAGAAAAACAGCGCGAAAAAGAAAUGCUUCAGAAAAUGGAAGAGGAGAGACUACGCCAAGAAGAACUGGAUCGACAAAAAGCCGAGCAGGAACUGAGGAUGAGAGAGGCCCAGGCCGCACGAGUCCCAGACUCCUACUCCACCUACCGCCGCCCUGGGUCUAGGCAACAUGUUUAUGACGUCGAUGAUGACUCUAACAGUUAUUUCGUUCCAGCCCCUGCGCAGCCCUCUGGUUUUGCUGAAUUUAGUGGCCCACAGUGUUAUGUCAAACCGAGCGGCAAGUCUAACAGGAAAAUUAUCGUGAAUGCCAUCUCUCAUGUGUGUUUAUCAGGAACAGUAAACCAGGAUCAAAAAGAGAAGUGUUUACAGGCUAUAUCGGAAUCCGACGGUCAUCACUUCAUGAUCCUGUUUAAGGAUGGACUCAAGUUCCGAGGGAUAUAUGUACACAACCUUGAAAACGACCAGCUGUUCAAAAUAUUUGGAAUCGGACCACGUGUUGUCACGAGUAAAAUGUUGGAAGGUCUUUAUAAGUAUAAUAGCGGUGGUAAAGAGUUUACAAAGAUUCCUUCCAAAACCUUAUCCAUCGCAGUCGACGGAUUCGCCAUCCAGAAAUCUUACUGGCAAAGUGGGAAACCUGUGGUACAGUCCAAGACCUCGUCUAAUCUCAAGAGACCCCCUCGGCACCAACAAAGAUGAAAUCAUCACCCCCCCCCCCCUCCCAUCAGCCACUCUAAGUUGUUAAAUCCCGGGGGAGGAGUGAAUUGAACGCCCGUGACAAAGGAGUAAUGUUCCUUUGUAUAUGGAGUCCUCUUUUUCUGUACUUUCUCGUGCUUGUUAAUGGACAUCAAACAUUGCUCACAAACUUCUCCAUCCCAGCCGAAUAAAAAUGUUAUGUUACAUACUAAGCCUCGCUAAAAGAAAACGUUAAAGAAACCUCAACUGUUCGUAAAGCUACCGGCCGUACUUAUUAAGCAAAACAUGGCUACAUUCAGCCGAGUCAGUGGAGCGCUAGAGAAAUGUGUGUUUGUCCCGCGAAUUACUCUGUAAAUGUUGUAAACACGAAGAAGCGGUUAUGUUAAAAAAGAAGGUAUUUUAAUAUUUAUUGUAUCUUACCUCCCGAGAAACUAUUUAAAUUACGGCAUAUUAUUGUUAAGAGAUGUUGUGACCGGUCUGUACUGACAGACAGAUACUGAACGUGAUCAGCUUUAUCGUACAUUAUAAAUAUUGAAGAUGUUCAUGUAUUACUUGUAAAGAUGAAGUUAAUGUGGAAACAAAGUACGCCUCUGGGAGAUUAUUUGUUGACAAUAAAUUGUGGAUGUAGAGAAAAUGAAAGAUAUAAUCUCUGA